AUGAGCGACACCAGCACUAGCAUUUACUUCUUCUUUUCAACCAAUGUCAACCUUCGUACGUUUCUGACCAUGGCGGAUUUUCUGACCAAUAAAUCGGUCCGCCGGGGCUACGUGGUGCUGAGACGCAAGGAAAGCGAGGUAACGAUGGCCCUUGAAGUCUGUGACAAUGAGAUAGACCCGACUGUCUUCCUAGAGGGUAACAAGUAUCUUAAUUCCAAUAGUAACGACGUCUGUCAUAGUAUGGUCUUCGCUGAUAAGGGCCUCCGCCCCCAUAAUACCCCCUAUGUCCGAAAGGCCUUCCGUGUGAAGUAG
This is a messenger RNA of Seminavis robusta, 312 nucleotides long. NCBI's taxonomy places the organism in Eukaryota, Bacillariophyta, Bacillariophyceae, Naviculales, Naviculaceae. The record is from the annotation of a GenBank genome assembly.